CAUACAUUACAUGGCAAUUUUUUUAGCAUUGUCAAGUGUCAUUUGGUUUUCAAUAGUAUGUCGCUUGGAAAAUUUGGAAAAAUAACACUUUCGUGGUAAUUAUUUGCACAAUAAUUACUUACAGUAAUAAUUCCCAUAAAUUUGCUCUUUUUGUGUGUGGCUUGGGAUUACAGCCUUCAGCUUAUCAUUAUUCGUGUUAGCCAAAAGCUCUAUUAAUGACAAGCGUUUGGAGAAUAUGAAAUCUCGUGAACGCAUGAGAAAAUCUAACGAAGGAGAGUAUCCAGAUCUAUAUCGCAAGUUGUAAAAGUAAUUUCUGAGGUAACAUCUAAACACAUACAACAAAAUGGCCGCACCUCUGCUAGACCCUGCAAAACUGCAGUUAGUGCAGGAUUUGGAGAUUGAGAUGAUGUCUGAUAUGUACAACCGUCUUGUAGGCGCUUGCCACCGCAAAUGCAUACCUGUAAAGUAUUUUGAACCUGAAUUAGGCAAAGGUGAAUCAGUGUGCCUAGAUCGUUGCGUCGCUAAAUAUCUAGAUGUACACGAGCGCAUAGGCAAGAAGCUAUCCAGCAUGUCCCAGGGAGAAUCUGAGGAUUUAACGAAAAUCAAUCUCCAAGAAAAGAAAUAGUAGUUACAGUAAAUAGUUACCAUAGACAAUAACUUUGAGUUUUGUUGGAUGACAGUUUGUUUAGUGUUGCCAUAAAGAAAAGGGUUGAGUGUAUUUGGGGAAAUGCUGUUAAUUCUUGUAUUGCAAUAAAGUUGGCCUAGAUGUUCAUUUCUACACAAUAAUUUAUGAUUGAAUAUUUUCAUAAUUUUGGGAUAAAGAAUGGUUUCAAUUUGCUACAAGUGGUUAAAGUUUAAAUUAUAUAAAGUUUUGUUGGUAUCCAGGCUUAUAAAAAGUACAAAACAAUAUUUUCUGACACAUAGUGCGCAAAUAUACACCAAAAAGAUUUACCUUUUUUAUUUAGUGGUCACUUCUGUAACUGUUUGCAGUUUGAGUGCAUUUGUUUUUAUUUUAGUCUCAUUGUUAGUUAGUAAAUAAAACAAAAAGGAUAAU
Molecule: messenger RNA, 1054 nt
Organism: Zerene cesonia (dogface butterfly)
Lineage: Eukaryota; Metazoa; Arthropoda; Insecta; Lepidoptera; Pieridae
Gene: Tim10
Product: mitochondrial import inner membrane translocase subunit Tim10
Exons: 4
Coding region: 344-625 (93 amino acids)
Biological process (GO): protein insertion into mitochondrial inner membrane
Cellular component (GO): mitochondrial inner membrane
Source: RefSeq, a predicted model, not a curated record